Messenger RNA from Apis florea (little honeybee), 2696 nucleotides. RefSeq names its product homeobox protein unc-42. Gene Ontology annotation, molecular function: DNA-binding transcription factor activity, RNA polymerase II-specific; RNA polymerase II transcription regulatory region sequence-specific DNA binding. The record is from RefSeq and is a predicted model, not a curated record. Lineage: Eukaryota; Metazoa; Arthropoda; Insecta; Hymenoptera; Apidae. Gene Ontology annotation, biological process: regulation of transcription by RNA polymerase II.
UCAGCCUCGAUCAUCAGCAGUUCAACAUAUUCCCGGCGAUUUUCAGCAGGCAGUUGAACUUUUCCGCGGCGGCUGCCGCCAACUGCGGCCAGAACAAACUGAUGGACGAGUUAAGGCCGAAUCUCGGCUUGCUCGGUGUCGGCCUCGUCGAGAACGACACUUUCCACUUGAACCAAGAGAAGAGAAAGUGCAGCAGCACGAGUUCGAACGAGCAAGAUUUCAGUCUUUACGGGGUGCACCAAGGCCUCGAGGCUAGCCCGCCGACACCAGCCGCCACGCCAGGAAGGAGCAGUGUCGGGGCUACUUCCACCGUUGGCGCGGAAGGAGCGUUUAAGAAACUAAAACCUGACCCCUGUGCUUCGAGUCCUCACAUAGGUCAUACGCCAACCACCGCCAGUUGUCCAACACCUGCUCGACGACGGCACAGGACCACAUUUACACAGGAGCAGCUGGCAGAAUUGGAAUCGGCAUUCGCAAAAUCUCAUUAUCCAGACAUAUACUGCAGGGAGGAAUUGGCAAGGUCCACCAAAUUGAACGAAGCUAGAAUUCAGGUGUGGUUUCAAAAUAGAAGAGCAAAAUAUCGGAAGCAAGAAAAACAACUUCAGAAGGCUUUGACUCCAAUUCCUGCUUGUCAAGGUGCUAUGAUGAGGAAUAUAUAUCCUGGUGCUAGCAGAGGUUAUCAACCAUAUCCUCAUCCUCAUAAUAGCAUAAAUGGAAUAAAUCGCUAUCCUCAGAUGGGCACGACGUCCUAUCCAAGUAUGACCCAACCAUUUUCUAUGUCACAUUCAGCGUCAAAUAUGUCUGCAGUUACUGGUAUGAGACAAGAUGCAAUGGGAAUGUCAGCCGAAGAUGAGUGGUAUAACAAAAGUAUUUCCGCUCUGAGAAUGAAUACGGCACAUCAUCCUAACCUCGCUGCGCCGAUGCUACAAUAUCAAACAUAAUUGUAAACGUAUACGAAUGGAUGAUUCGACGAAAUCGUUAUGAGAUAUUAUAUUUGACUGCGUAUCUUCAUUCAGACAAUUGAAAACGUGUUGUCAAGAGAAGAAGAGGAAAAUGUUAUUUCAAAAAUACUAUGAAGCAUUAAAUGUAAGAAAAAAAAAGUGAAACGAAAUCAAAUUAAAUCAUGUGACAUUUUACACAAGAAAAAAAGAACGAAAAAUUCAAAUUUCCAAUAGACACGAAAGUAAAUAAUCGUGUUCCCAUUUUAACGUCUUACCAGGAUUAUUCAUUUAUUAAUAAUGUUAUUGAUAGAAAAAUCAGUCCUGACUAUUGCGUUCAAAUUAACGAGAGAUAUCACCUGACAUUUCAUCAUAAUGUUAACGAUAUUUUGGUAAAGUAACUUUGUUAAUAUCAUUUGAUAUUAUUAAUAAAAAAAAAAUAUAUAUAUAUUAUUCAUGUGCGGCGUUAUGCAUAUACACGCGGAUGAUAUGUAUAUUCCAUUAAAUGUAUGUAUACGCACAUAACACUAUGAUUAUUAGUGAAAAAUGGUUAUGUAUGUACACAAAUUUCUAUUAUUCUGUACAAAGCGUAAUAUAUUUCGAUUAAACUCUUUUGAGUUUUUAAAUUAAAUAAUACAUGUUCUUAGGAUCGUCAUUUUUUUCUAGUAGUAGUAGAAAUGCAUAUUGCCGCGUAAUGCAAUUUUGCAUUAAAAUUUAUUAAGAGAUUAUUCAUAGAAUGCAAUACGAUAUGUAUAUAUUUGUUUUGUUGUUUCUUUUUUGUUUUUAUUUGUUUUUUUAUUCAGGGAUGGAACAUUCGGAAUUUUGAAAUUUUUUUAUGAAAGAAAUCUAGGUAAAUAAUAAUAUAAUUUGUAAAUAAAUUACAACAAUAUCGUGAAGAUAUGAAUAAUAUUUUUAUUUAACUAACAAUUUUUAAAAAUCAAAAUGAUAGCUUUUAUUAUUAGUUAUGAAGUAGGAAUUUAAAGAAUUUAUACAAAAUCAAAAUUUGUUUGUUUUAAAUUUUCUUGAUAAAAUAUAUUAAAUAAAAGAAAGAAAAAAAUAAAAACUUUAAAUUUCGAAAAUUUUGAAAAAUAAUAACAGUUUUAAAUUUGAAUUUAAAAAACUAAAAAUCAGGUUUCAAUCCAUCUCUUAUUUACAUAUGUCUUUUAUGCGCAUUUUAUAUUAAUAAAAAAGAAACAAUGUUUAAAAGAAUGAUUUUUUUUUUAACUUUUCUAUUUCUUUUUUUCUUUCUUCUAUAUGAUAGAUGCUAUGCAUAAUUAUAAUUAAAGUAAUCGAUAUGCACACGUGAAGUGGAACUCGAGAUGCGCACAGUCCAUAUCUUUUUGUUAGUUUCUUAACAACGAUCCAAAACAGUUUCGUUAAAUGAAGGAGAUUGUAAAUAAGGAAGAGAUACAUAUACAGUGUAAUCAACAGAUAUUCUAGCAUAUGCGAUUUUUCAAUGUCCUUUUAAAAAUGUAAGCAUACCUAAACUUAGUGGAAUAUUAGAUAUUGAUUUGUGUGCUUAUGUUGGAUAGAAUUUUAAAUAAUCGGGAUGAGAGAUGAGAAUAACUGAUAAUGUGUCUUGCGUUUGAAAUUUGAGAGACGUCAGGGGUUUGUGAAUAAUUAUACAAAUUUAUAUUUAAGGGUACAUAUUUUGUUUCUGUCAUAUAAUGCUCAAUCAAAUGUACUCUGGAUUCUGAUAAUUUUACAUAAAAAAUUUUGUAUCUUAUAAAAAUAAAAACAAUGUACUUAUAAUAUCAA